Messenger RNA from Paracoccidioides lutzii Pb01, 1839 nucleotides. RefSeq names its product multidrug transporter. The coding region runs from base 1 to 1839 and encodes 612 amino acids. Gene Ontology annotation, biological process: transmembrane transport. The record is from RefSeq and is a predicted model, not a curated record. Gene Ontology annotation, molecular function: transmembrane transporter activity. The transcript is spliced from 5 exons.
AUGCCCGCUUCCAAUCCUGGCACCCAGCCCGUCCAGGACCGUGUUCGGUUGCAUAUGCGCCACAAAACAUACCCCAGAUUCAUCCCGAGAUUCAACCCAAGUUUACGCGCCAGGCUACCGUCUUCUGCUGAACACGAUGUUCUACACGUAUCCUCAUUUUCUUCAGUCCCACCGGGUGUGAAAGGGAAAGAUGACACUCCACAUCAUGAUAAUGAAAAGCCUAAAUUAUCCCCACCACCGCCGCUGCCACCGCCUCCAUCGCCCACAUCACCUCCUGCAACAAAAUCUCAAAGUUCGGAAAGAAUUCUGCUUCUUGAAAGUGACUGCUAUGGAAAGCUGGGCUUCGGGUUCCCCCGUUGGAAAAAAUGGACAAUUCUUAGUGUCGUCUUUUUCGUCCAAUUAUCCAUGAACUUCAAUACCAGCAUCUAUGCCAAUGCCAUCACCCCUCUUUCCCUCCACUUCUCCAUUUCUGAGCAAGCUGUGAGAGUGGGCCAGAUGAUAUUUCUCGUCGCCUAUGCGUUUGGGAGCGAGCUGUGGGCUCCAUGGAGCGAAGAGCUUGGCCGAUACCCCGUCAUGCAGCUGAGUUUAUCAUUAGUGAACAUCUGGCAAAUCCCUUGUGCUCUUGCGAAAAACUUCCACACUAUUGUGGUGGGCCGAUUCCUUGGCGGUCUGUCCUCUGCUGGUGGUUCUGUGACACUGGGGAUGAUUGCGGAUAUGUGGGAGCCCGAUGACCAACAGUUUGCAGUUGCCUUCAUUGUUCUCUCCUCCGUUGCGGGAUCUGUUAUAGCACCAAUCGUGGGUGGCUUCAUGGAAACUUACCUCGGUUGGCGAUGGAACUUUUGGGUUCAACUUAUUUUCGGAGGCGUCGCUCAAGCUGCUCACUUUCUAUUUGUGCCGGAAACACGGGUUACCAUACUUCUGGACAGAGAGGCGAAAAGACGGCGUCAGGCAGGAGAACUACAUAUAUAUGGUCCCGGUGAAAUCCAGGGUGCGGGAAUUACACUGAAGGAAGUUGCGAUAAUCUGGGCCCGGCCGUUUAGCAUGUUUGUGCGUGAGCCUAUUGUAUUUUGUCUAUCAAUUCUCAGCGGCUUCAGCGACGCCUUGAUUUUUACCUUCCUCGAGUCUUACCAGCCGGUAUACGGCCAAUGGGGAUUCAAUACGAUACAAAUUGGCUUGGCUUUUAUUCCUAUCCUCCUUGGCUACUUCAUUGCCUAUUUAUCAUUUCUUCCUGUGAUGAUAAAGCACCGUAAGAUUCAAAGAAAAGAUUCCAGCAUCCUUGAACCGGAGUCAAGAUUGUGGUGGCUCUUAUUCACUGCCCCUCUUGAAACUAUUGGUUUGUUCGGGUUUGCAUGGUCAAGUUUGGGGCCACCUCGCAUACACUGGAUUGCCCCUAUGGUAUUCUCUCUUCUAAUUGCCGUUGCAAACUAUUGCAUAUACAUGGCCACAAUCGACUACAUGGUCGCGAGCUACGGACCAUAUUCGGCAUCUGCGACGGGUGGUAAUGCCUUAGCAAGGGAUUUCCUUGCUGGAAUUGCGGCAAUGUAUUCAACGCCAUUGUACAAAACAAUCGGUACCAAAUAUCAGCUUGAAUGGCCCUCGACAAUUAUGGGUAUUAUCUCAUUCAUGGUUACCAUUCCAAUCUACAUCUUCUACUGGAAGGGCUCCGUCAUCAGAGAAAAAUCCAAAUUUGCGAAAAUCCUGGCAAACGACAGGAAGGUGCGCAACAUUCGUCGUAAGGGUGAAAAGAUGAGGUCAGACGUGGAACAGACGAGUGAGAGCGAAAUUGUUCAGACAAUGGAGCGGAUUUAUGGAGUGGACAGUAAAAAUGGAAUUCUGUAA